AUGAACCAGCGACCCCCAGUCCAAGCAUUUCAGAGUGCAACUAGGGAGGGUGUACUUACGCACAACCUCCAGAAAAGACAAAAGGCGGACCCAUUUACAGCGGUCAGCAAAUCAAAAUAUGCACAGUUAGCAGUUGAGCGUCUGGUUGGCAAACAUGUCUAUGUGAAUGGUAAAACUAUCACAAGCCAAAGCUUUUCUUGCUCUUUUAUCAUCAAAAUAAACAAAGAACUAGCAAGAUGCAAACCAGUACGGGCACCUGUGGGAAAACCUGUCGUGAAACGCCCCAGAUUAGUAGGUUACCCAAUAGUUCCUCAGGAAUGUUGGAAUCCAGUACAGCCGAAUCCGAAACAUUAUGUACAAAAGAUAGUUUUCGGCAGGAUUGCUUCACUAUCUAACUUCCUCACUGUGAAGCCCACAGAAAACAAACUUGGUAAAGAUUGGUUGCGUGUCAAGCGUAUGCAAUGGCAAUUAACUCGGCAAACAUGGAAAUCAGAUCUGUUGCUACGGCUGGAGGUAGCCUGCAGACCCAGGCCUUUGUUGCCGCCCGUGAACUCGCUGGCUUUGACGAUCCCGGAGAUUCAACUGAAGCUCAGUUCUAUUUAUUCCAAAAAAUGGAGGAAUCAGCUGCACCGUGCUGCUGGACUUUUCAGCAUAGACCGGCUCCACUUACGAGGCGAAACCUCCACCAAAAUCCCGAAUUCUGUUGAAGCUACCAGCAAGAUUCGGCCACGUCGGACUCCAACCGAAUCGCUUCUAGGCCGAGCGCUUCCAUCUCCGGACAAAGGGCCACACGAAGUAGAUAGACCAAAUAGCUAUCCAGCUCCGCUUGUGGGACCAAAAGUACAAACUGACGCAGAUUGGCUACCAUUUGGAACUUGCUCUUACGUGUGGAUACAAACACAGGAUCACGAACAGAGGCACGUUGGAGCUUCCCCACCUGGACACGAUACAAGGCAGUUAGUUAACUUCAGGAUAACAGAAAAUCAGGAAGCGGGGGGAUUAACAUCCUAUUCAGACAAGGACAAACCGACGCGCACGUUCACAUACUGA
Molecule: messenger RNA, 1050 nt
Organism: Opisthorchis viverrini
Lineage: Eukaryota; Metazoa; Platyhelminthes; Trematoda; Opisthorchiida; Opisthorchiidae
Exons: 7
Coding region: 1-1050 (349 amino acids)
Source: RefSeq, a predicted model, not a curated record